AAUUUCACCAGUUCCAGUAUUCCAGCUUUGCAUCCUUUGACAGGGACAGACAGACAGUUGCUUGCUUUGGCAAGGAGCAGCUGUGGGUCCAUUUAAAACACUUCUCCCACAUUGCCUCUCACAAAGCUGACAGAACAAACUUACUUCAGAAUCGGUUCAACAGUAAGAUCAAAUGGAUGCCAUGAAGACCACUGCAGCACUGUUCCUGAGCUAUUUUUGCAUUUCAUCUUCCGUGGCCAUUUGCCCCAGUGACUGCACUUGUUACUUCUCUAACAAUAUCACAUCUGUGAUUUGUGUCUCAGUUGAAUCUCUUCACGAAGUACCAGAAAACAUUCCGUCCAGUGCAACAAGCAUAUCACUAGAAUUCACCAACAUUACCACCCUAAAAGAAAAGGAUUUUGUUGGGCUUUUCCAACUCCAGGAGCUUCAUCUUUCAAGCAAUAAGUUGACAAACAUCUCUUCAGGUGCACUAAAAGAUCUUCAUCAGCUGACAGUCCUCGAUUUGACCAACAAUUUGCUGAAUACAUUCCCACGAGAUUUAUUUAGCACCUCUCUUAAUCUAACCACAUUGAGUUUAGAGGGAAACAAAUUACAAACUGUAAAUCCUUUAUGGUUUCAACAUCUUCACAGGCUUGAAUCACUGAGUUUAUCAAACAAUAUGUUGAAAUCCUUACCUCCCAAUUCAUUUCAAAAUCUGACUAAUUUGAUAACACUUGAUCUUUCCAGUAAUAAACUUGAAAAUUUCCCAGCAACUUUAUUGAACAAAUUGUCUAAGCUGGAGAGGUUAAACCUGGGAAAUAAUCAGUUGCACAGCAUUCUCCCUGGUACCUUUGAUCGUGUGCUCAAUUUAGAAUAUUUGUUUCUUGGUGGUAAUAAAAUUAAGGCGAUUCCAGUGGGGCUGUUUAAUAAACUACUGAAGCUAGACACAAUAGACUUUUCAGAGAAUAGCUUAGAGUCACUUCCUUCAGGAAUAUUUGAUAAACUCCUGAACAUUGGGAUGAAAUGGCAGCAGGGCUUAGAUCUCUCAUUGAAUCCAUGGGUUUGUAACUGUGACUUAAUGUAUCUGUGGCGCUGGAUAAAAAUAAAUUCUAAAAAACUAUACGCAAUUGACUCAACAGUAUGUGCAAAACCUGAAACAGUCAGUGGGAAACAGGUUAAUACACUAUCUGAAGUGGAGCUAAUGUGUUAAAGUAAUUGCUUCUAAAU
Molecule: messenger RNA, 1206 nt
Organism: Carcharodon carcharias (great white shark)
Lineage: Eukaryota; Metazoa; Chordata; Chondrichthyes; Lamniformes; Lamnidae
Product: leucine-rich alpha-2-glycoprotein-like
Exons: 2
Coding region: 173-1189 (338 amino acids)
Molecular function (GO): protein binding
Source: RefSeq, a predicted model, not a curated record